AACUGACUAUGGAUCAAUCCACAGAUAAGGUUGCUGUCGUUGGGAUACAACAGUAAGACAGAUUCAAUCUGAGAAAUCGGGGAGAGAGAAAGAGAGGAUAAUCAGAAAAUCUGACGAGAAAUACCAGCGCAACCAUGGCGUCGUCCUCUGAUCAUCCUCAUGACAGAGAAAAUAAUUACGACCAUAACAAGCCCAACAGACCGGCCCUGAAGAUCGACACAUCCAUCACCGCACGUACUCCUACUAGUACCGCCGGCGCCAGCGGCGGCACUGAGGUCCCGUCUAGAGAGACGUCUUCCCCACCGCAAAGUGCCGUUAGCUCGAUGUCGACUGCAUCAUCCAUUCUGUCUAAUUCGUCGAGGGAGUUCACGCUGCAGCUCGUUCAUACCAAUGAGGCUGGUGGUGGUGAUCCCGACGACGAUAUCGUCAUUCUGAUGUGGCCUGUUACUCCUGUCUCGGCUCCAGCUCCUGCACCUUCUCCGGCUUCGCCGGUCAAUGAGACUGCUCCCGCUCAGGAUCAGGAUCAUGUCCAGGAAGUGGGUGAUGGGGGUGUCCAGAUAACUUGGUUCAACCAGGCAACUGUGGAGGAUAUCGUUACAGCUAUGGCUGAAAGUCUGAUCUCCAAUGUGCCGGGCGUUGAUUGUGACGAGGGUAAUGUCGACCAGAUGGAUCAGAGUACGUUUUCUGGUAGUACACUCACUAAUAGCGAGGGAGUCAACGACGACAUCCACCAGGAUACAGCGGUUAUUGAGCCCUGCGACCCUGAAUAUGACGCCGACACUUCGACUAACCUGGACGACGACAGUGACUAUGAGAUCGUCCAUGCCUUCUGGGAAAACGUUGUCCGCGACGGCCACGAUGAUGCUGUCGAGCACCAGGAGGGUCAUGGGCAUUCCGCGUCGUCGUCCGCUCAAGAGUGACUGAUUGAUGAAUGAACUCGCCCUGUCAGUCAGCUACCACCUCCUCAGUCCCGAUUGAGGAGUGUGGUAGCUGACUGACAGCGAGGAUCGCGUCUCGUGAAAAGUUCGCUCUUUGGCGUUUGGUUUUCUUUUCCGUUUUGGGUUGAGCGUGGAGUAAAGGGAGUUAAGGAUCAGAAGAAGGAAGAAUUUUUACAGACUUGCUUUAUUUUCUUAUGGAGUUGGAGUUGGUGGUGUUGUGUUGUUCAGCA
This is a messenger RNA of Aspergillus costaricaensis CBS 115574, 1168 nucleotides long. RefSeq lists its product as uncharacterized. NCBI's taxonomy places the organism in Eukaryota, Fungi, Ascomycota, Eurotiomycetes, Eurotiales, Aspergillaceae. Bases 135 to 920 code for a protein of 261 amino acids. The record is from RefSeq and is a predicted model, not a curated record. The transcript is spliced from 2 exons.